Molecule: messenger RNA, 1349 nt
Organism: Mytilus californianus (California mussel)
Lineage: Eukaryota; Metazoa; Mollusca; Bivalvia; Mytilida; Mytilidae
Exons: 2
Coding region: 87-1349 (420 amino acids)
Molecular function (GO): zinc ion binding
Source: RefSeq, a predicted model, not a curated record
CAUAACAAGCCAUUCAUCACAGUAUAACAGAAAGGAGAGCGACCAUGUAUUAAUUCUAUUCAACAAGUUACGUUAAUUUAUGAGUUAUGUCAUCAGAUUCAGAGUCAGAAUGUCAAGAAGAACAGCUGUCAUUGGCAGAACUGUCAAAAUGGAAAGAUCCGGAAUUAAAGGAUUGGUUGGAAAAGCGAAAUUUAAAGAAAUCAGGUUUAAAGGAUACAUUAGUCAAACGUGUAUAUAGGGCAAUGUCAAAUGGGGACUCAGACUUUUCAGAAGAAGAAAGUUUUCCAGUUAUUCCAAUUGAUUUAGUUUCAAAUCCAUGGAAACCACUAGACUUUACUGAUAUUCCAGAAAUAUCCAUUAAAGAUGUUGACAGCUAUUUCAUGUACCACAAAAAUCCCACAACUGGGGAGAGUACCAAUUUUGAAAGGCAAAUGAAAAAGGCAAAAAGAUUGUGCAACGAAGGAUUCAUAAGAGACAUUGAAUAUAAUCCUAUUAAUCAAGGAUCAGAACAUAAUUAUUUUAGGAGUAAAUGUAUGCCUUCUAUGAGACAAAUUGUACAAGUCGGAGACACUGGAAAUACUGCAAAGUACUAUUCACUGCAUAUAAGUACCAUCAAAGUCACUGGCCUAAUUGUUAGUGCUUUUUGUAACUGUAAAGCAGGGGGAGCAGGGCUAUGUGCACACGUAGGUGCACUUCUGUACACACUUGUUAAGACAAAAGAUGCAUGUACAUCUAAUGCAUGUGGAUGGGAUAGACCUAGGCCACUACAAAGAAAACCAAGUCCAAAACGAGUGUGUGACAUUAAAUUUGUUAAAACUGAAAAAGAACAAAAAGCUGAAAAAAUAAAACCAUACCCUGGAGUAUAUCAAGCUGGACCUUGUAGAGAAGAAGGCAAUUUAUUCUUGCAUGAUAUAUUAGAUGGACUAAAGGAUGUGUACCCCGAGUGUGUACUUUAUCAGACUUUGCGGCCAGAACAUGCAAACAUUGAUACAUUUUUAGAUCUAUUUCAAACCAAUUUAACUUAUAUGGAUAAUGUUAUUAUCAAAUCAGCAGAAUGUUUAAACGUAUUUGAAGCGUUUGUUAACAGCUUGAUGGUCACUUCCAAGAUUAGUGAGAAUUUAGAGAAAGCUACAAGGGGUCAGCAUUUUAAUGUAAAUUGGAAGAAGGCCAGAAGUGUAUUAAUUACAGCUUCAGUAAUGGGGGAAGUUGUCAAGCGAAAAAAAUUUGAGCCUGAUAACUUGGUGAAAAAAUUGUGUGAGUACAUUACGAUACCAGAUGCAGUGAAAAGUCUUCAAUAUGGGCGCAAAAAUGAAGCUGUUGCAAUUGGGGAUUAUACAGGUCACACUUGA